Messenger RNA from Acanthisitta chloris (rifleman), 740 nucleotides. RefSeq names its product sulfotransferase 6B1-like. Gene Ontology annotation, biological process: sulfation. The transcript is spliced from 6 exons. Gene Ontology annotation, cellular component: cytoplasm. The annotation marks the transcript as partial. The record is from RefSeq and is a predicted model, not a curated record. Gene Ontology annotation, molecular function: sulfotransferase activity. NCBI's taxonomy places the organism in Eukaryota, Metazoa, Chordata, Aves, Passeriformes, Acanthisittidae.
GCACAAACUGGCUAAGUCAAAUCAUAACGGACCUGAUAGUUAUAUUUGAAAAGAAAAUAUAUGGUAGAGAAAGCAGUUUGAAGGAUGAAAAACUUGAAGAAUUCCCCUACCUUGAAGUUGGAGAUGUUGAGAAAUAUGAGCGAAUGACCAAAUUGCCUUCUCCACGAUUUAUGGCUACUCAUCUCUGUCCUGAAAAUCUUCCCAAGUCUAUCCUCAAAAACAAAGCCAAGAUAUUGUUACUGCUUCGUAAUCCAAAAGAUGUAGCUACAUCUUAUUACCAUUUCUCCAAUGGUCUGUCUACUCUUUCCUCCUAUGAGACCUGGAAUAAAUUCUUCAAUGAUUUCAUGACAAAGAGAAUGCCCUGGGGAUGCUACCUGGAAUACCUUUCCAAAUGGAACAAAUAUGCUGAUGAUGAAAAUGUUAUGACAAUAACUUAUGAAGAGGUGAAAGAGAAUCCUGCCCAGAGUGUGAAAAACAUAGCUGCUUUCAUAGGGUUUUCACUGACUGAGGAAGAGCUUCAGCUUGUGAUAGACAGGAGUAGCUUCCAGUCAAUGAAGAAGAACUCGGAGAACACUCAUGGGGCACUGGGCAAAGUUCUCUUUCGCAAAGGUGGUGUGAGUGACUGGAAGAAUCUUUUCACUGAAGAACAGAAUGAGAAAAUGGACAAAGCAUUUGAAGAACUUGUUGGAGGAACUAAACUGGCAACAAAGUUAAAGUACGAAGUUUACUGUAAAGCCUGA